Messenger RNA from Elaeis guineensis (African oil palm), 713 nucleotides. The record is from RefSeq and is a predicted model, not a curated record. Lineage: Eukaryota; Viridiplantae; Streptophyta; Magnoliopsida; Arecales; Arecaceae.
GGGAGGUAGGGUUCCUGCUAUCCUCUGUAUUGGUCGGGCGAGAGGACGGCUUGCGGCUAGGGUAAGGUGUCCAACAUCUCGGAUCGGAUGGGGGUGUUCACAUUCGUGUGCAGAAGCUCCGGCGCCGACUGGAGCGCAAAGCAGCUCUCCGGCGACCUCGAGGCGUCCGCGUCCUCGACCUACGAGCUCCAGCGGAAGCUGGUCCAGGCCGCGCUCGCCGCCGACUCCUCCGGCGGUGUUAACUCCUCCUUCUCCAUGGUCUCCCCCUCUUCCGCCGUCUUCCAGGUGAUAAUUGGUGGAGGUGGUGGUGGUGCAUUCAUCGGUGGAGCGGCUGCAGGUUCUGCAGCAACUGGUUCGGCUGCUGGCGGUGCUGCUCCCGAGGCACCUCCUGCCGAGGAGAAGAAGGAAGAGAAAGAAGAGAGUGAUGAGGAUAUGGGAUUCUCGCUCUUUGAUUAGAUUUCCAUUCUUAUCUAUCAAGAGAACAGUUUGAGUUUGCAGUUUUGGUUUGCUUUAUUAGGUAUCAUGUUUAUGGAAUUCACUCUUUUUGUGAAGAAAUUCAACAAACAUGGAAUGAUUGGGACUGGCAGAUUCUACUUUAUUAGGUAUUAUGGAAUGAAUGAUUGGGACUGGCAGAUUCUACUUUAUUAGGUAUUAUGGAAUGCUCUCUUGUUAUAACUAAGCUGAUUCAUGUUAUAUUCCAGCUUAAUAAUUCU